CACUCAUUCCUUAACCCAUCUCUUUCUCUUCUCCUCUUUCUCUCUCUCAAACUCUGUGAUUCCCAAAUUCAGAAUUUCAAACAAGAGAAAAUGAGCGAUCUGAGGUCAAAGUUCCUUGAAGUUUACGAAGUUCUUAAAUCUGAGCUUCUCAAUGAUCCCGCUUUUGAAUGGACUGACACUUCUCGCCAAUGGGUUGACAGGAUGCUGGAUUACAAUGUUCCAGGAGGGAAGCUAAAUCGCGGGCUCUCUGUUAUUGACAGCUACAAGCUGUUAAAGGAGGAAAAAGAGCUGACUGAUGAUGAAGUCUUUCUUGCUUCUGCAUUGGGGUGGUGCAUUGAAUGGCUUCAAGCAUAUUUUCUCGUUCUUGAUGACAUCAUGGAUAACUCUCAUACAAGGCGUGGUCAGCCUUGCUGGUUCAGAGUUCCUAAGGUUGGGAUGAUUGCUGUUAAUGAUGGUAUAAUACUUCGAAACCAAAUCCCAAGAAUUCUCAGGAAGCAUUUUAGGGACAAGAAGUACUACGUUGACUUGUUGGAUUUGUUUAAUGAGGUUGAGUUUCAGACUGCCAGUGGACAAAUGAUUGAUCUGAUCACUACCAUUGAAGGAGAGAAAGAUCUUUCAAAAUAUUCGUUGGACCUUCACCGUCGCAUCGUUCAGUACAAAACUGCGUAUUACUCAUUUUAUAUUUCUGUAGCUUGUGCUUUACUUAUGUCUGGUGAAAAGCUCGAAGAUCAUCUAGAUGUCAAAGACAUUUUGGUUGAUAUGGGAAUAUAUUUCCAAGUACAGGAUGAUUAUCUCGAUUGUUUUGGAGAUCCAGAAUUCAUUGGCAAGAUUGGAACUGAUAUUCAGGAUUUUAAGUGCUCUUGGUUAGUUGUAAAAGCCUUAGAACUUUGUAACGAUGAACAGAAGAAAUCCUUACACGAAAAUUACGGCAAAGAAGACCCAACGUGUGUUGCUAGAGUAAAAGAACUCUAUAAUGUACUCGACCUUCAGGGCGCAUUUGCCGAUUUUGAGAGCAAGAGUUAUGAAAAAUUGAUCAAGUCUAUUGAAGCACAUUCUAGUAUGGCAGUACAAGCUGUACUGAAGUCAUUCUUAGCAAAAAUAUACAAGAGGCUGAAGUGAAGUCUUGGUACUUUCAUCAUCCUCUUUGAUUGAUUUUCUAUUUAUCAUGAUUUAUUUGUAGUUGGUUUGUUGUGUUAUUUAUGUAGGUGGCUUUUGUAACUUAAUUUUCUGCAAAGACAACUUAUUAUAUUAAUGAAUGAAUGAUCCAUUGUAUUCAUAAAGAAGAA
This is a messenger RNA of Spinacia oleracea (spinach), 1286 nucleotides long. Its product is annotated as farnesyl pyrophosphate synthase. Gene Ontology annotation, biological process: trans, trans-farnesyl diphosphate biosynthetic process. The transcript is spliced from 12 exons. The record is from RefSeq and is a predicted model, not a curated record. The coding region runs from base 91 to 1119 and encodes 342 amino acids. Gene Ontology annotation, molecular function: (2E,6E)-farnesyl diphosphate synthase activity; dimethylallyltranstransferase activity. Gene Ontology annotation, cellular component: cytoplasm. Lineage: Eukaryota; Viridiplantae; Streptophyta; Magnoliopsida; Caryophyllales; Amaranthaceae.